GUCUCCUCCUUCCCCGAUCCCUGAGAUUCCAUAACGUCCAAAACUUCCCUUCUUCGCGGGCAAUACUGAAUUGGAAGCUGAGCUAUAGUCGCCGGAAUCUGUGAAGUUCGUCGCAAGAACGAAAUGGGUGGGACACAACCGGAGAGGGAAGAGAAGGUCUCGUUGGAACUAACUGAGGAGAUUAUUCAAAGCAUGGAAGUUGGCAUGGCGUUUAGAGAUUAUAAUGGUAGAAUUAGUUCUAUGGAUUUCCACAAGACAUCUAGUUAUCUGGUAACUGCUAGUGACGAUGAAUCCAUCCGCCUCUAUGAUGUUUCCACUGCUACAUGUUUGAAGACAAUUAAUAGCAAAAAAUAUGGAGUUGAUCUUGUCUGCUUUACAUCUCAUCCUACAACAGUCAUAUACUCUUCAAAAAAUGGUUGGGAUGAAUCUCUAAGGCUUCUGUCCUUGCAUGACAACAAGUACUUACGGUAUUUCAAAGGUCACCAUGACAGGGUUGUUUCUCUUAGCUUGUGCUCUCGUAAUGAUUGCUUUAUUUCUGGCUCACUGGAUCGAACAGUUUUGCUUUGGGACCAACGAGCUGAGAGGUGUCAGGGACUUUUACGUGUACAAGGAAGGCCUGCCACAGCAUAUGAUGACCAAGGACUAGUUUUUACAAUUGCAUUCGGAGGAUUCGUUAGAAUGUUUGAUGCUCGGAAGUAUGAAAAGGGCCCUUUUGAAAUAUUUUCUGUUGGGGGAGAUGCAUCUGAUGCAAAUGUCAUAAAAUUCAGCAAUGAUGGGAGACUUAUGCUUUUAACAACAAUGGAUGGACACAUUCAUGUUCUUGACUCAUUCCGUGGCACAAUACUAUCCACAUAUAAUGUGAAGCCAGUUUCAAGCAAUUCAACAUUAGAGGCAUCUUUCAGCCCUGAGGGGAUGUUUGUUGUAUCUGGUUCAGGUGAUGGUAGUGUUCAUGCUUGGAGUGUACGAAGUGGGAAAGAGGUUGCACAUUGGAUGAGCUUUGAAACUGUUACAAGUUGGAUGAGUACUGAAGUUGAGCCCCCAGUGGUAAGGUGGGCUCCUGGAAGUCUCAUGUUUGUGAAAGGAUCUUCUGAGCUGGCCUUCUAUAUUCCAGACUUAUCGAAAUUGGGAGCUUACGCCGGAAGGAAGUAGCGCUGCUAUUGUCGACGUUACUACGUUUUCACCAGAGUCAUGAGUUGUGGGUUGAGCAAAGCAUUCUCUUCCAGGCAUGUUUCUUUUGAUUGAGAAGCUUUACAAUGUUGAAUUACGCAAUCCGCACAUCUUUCACAGUGUAUCAUAGAACUGGUAGGAGGCAUUGUAACUUUACACUCCUCUCUAAGUUCAGUUAUUCAAGGGUAGCUUUCUUAUUAAA
This is a messenger RNA of Tripterygium wilfordii, 1369 nucleotides long. Its product is annotated as protein ANTHESIS POMOTING FACTOR 1. Gene Ontology annotation, cellular component: Set1C/COMPASS complex. The transcript is spliced from 12 exons. The record is from RefSeq and is a predicted model, not a curated record. Gene Ontology annotation, molecular function: chromatin binding; protein binding. NCBI's taxonomy places the organism in Eukaryota, Viridiplantae, Streptophyta, Magnoliopsida, Celastrales, Celastraceae. Bases 124 to 1149 code for a protein of 341 amino acids.